CGGGAAGUAAGGAGUUCGGAGGGGCGUCAUUAAGUUGUGUACUUAUUGCUCUCGGACAUUAUCGCCCUAACCCAUAAGGCGGAGUUGGUUGAUUGUCAUCGACCUCACUUAAAUGCAAAACAUGAACCCUAAUCCUCCCCACCCUCCCCAGACGGGGGGAAUGGUUGUUCAAGGAAUGAUGGUCCAGGGAGCACCUCCUGCAAACCCAAGCGGAGCAGAGGACCCAAAUCGUAUCAAAAUGCUCCUGGAUCUGUGCUUUGACGAUGGUCUCUUCCCUGAAUCAGAGAUUGAAUUCGGAGUGACAGAGAUCAUAGACGGAGUGGGAGUCCUAACGCUGAGUGAAGAGGUCAACAUGGCUACAAUCAAUUGGCUCAAAGCCAGAACGGUUAUAGUGGUGUUUGAUGAACCAGCCAUGUCAAUCAGUGUGGCACAAAGAGAGCAAUUGAUCCGAAUCUAUGAGGACGCAUGGUACUUAGAACCGACCGUCAACCCAUCACAGAAACGGGGACACACUCACGGGGAGGGCCCUAACAUCACGUGUUACAUAGCAAGGAAUGCGAGGAUAGCAGAAUGGAUGAUCAUGAAAAGCGAGGACAUGAUACCUACGAGAAACGGAGCAAUUAAGGGGAUUUUUAAACCCUGGAUGACCAAGCAGGAAAUAGAUGAGAUGAGAGACAACGAUGCAGCAGAACGGAAAGUGGAUGCAAGAUUGCUCCUGCAGUUCAUGGCGGAGAGAGAACUUACAGACUCGUUCAGGCAAAUGCACCCUGAGGACCCCGGCUUCACAUGGUUUUCAAAUCAGCAAAGGGAAAACCAGCCAAUGGCAAGACGCAGGCUGGACUUGAUGUUAGCCAGAGGGGCAGCUUGGGAGGCCAUGACCGAAGUCUUGGUAGACACAACAUAUAUGUUGGACCAUAAACCAGUAUUGGCAAUAUUAAGGUUGGGUGGAGGUUUGAAGAAAGAAGCUGGUUUUUUUCGUCUAAACACAGAGAAUUUGAAGAAUCCAGCGGUGUUGGAUUGGUGCAAGAGACACUGGGAAGACUGGGAGAAAACGAGAGAGUGGUUUGCAUCAGAGGAAGAGUGGGUCCAACUCGGAUUCCGCAUGGUGACCAGAGCCUUGGACGCCUUCUCCAGAAUACUAGCAAAGCAAAGAAACAGGGAAGAACAAGAGUGCCUCGCCCUGAUUGAGGAAGUGGAAGAUCAGAUGGGGAGAGAUCCGCUGACAAAUAUUUAUUGGGAAAGGAGAAGAAUCAAUGGGGUGAAGAAGUUGGAGAUUAUCCAGAUUGAACAGCAGGAGGCCUGGGCAAAGAGAGCAAGGGAGAGAGGGAUGGCGCAAGUGGAUCGCAUGACUAAAGACACGUUUCACAGACUAUGUCCACCGCACAGUCAUAGCAAGAUCAGAGCACUGCAACACCCCUUUAAUGCACAGGCAGAUCUAGUUGUAACAACCGAAGCGAUGUCCCAGUUUGCGGCCGAGUAUUAUUUAGACAUCCUUACCUCACGAAGACCUCCAGAGGAAUCGCUGGUGGAGAUGCAAAAUCAGGGCAACAUGUGGCAACACACCUCAGAGGCUUUGACGCAGCAGCAGAGACUCAGCCUGGACCGACCCUUCACUCUAGAGGAACUGAAGGAGGCAACUAAAAGCAUGGCGAGGGGAAAGUCGCCCGGGGACGAUGGCCUCCUGGUCGAAUUUUUCGAAGCUACGUGGGGGCAAGUAGGACCGAUAUUGCUGAGCUUGUUCAACAAGGUUUUGGAGGGUGGACGUUUGACCGAAGACAUGUGCAGGGGGGUCAUUACACUGUUGUACAAGAAGGGGGAUAAGUUGAAUGUCAGGAAUUGGCGCCCGAUCUCCCUUCUCAAUGUUGCAUACAAAAUACUUGCAAAGGCCCUAUCACGAAGACUAGGACAGUUCCUCCCCGAUUUGGUGAAGUCUGAUCAAGGAGCCUUCGUCAAAGGGAGGUCGAUAGCGGAGAACAUUAUGGUGGCGAUGGGGGCAUUGGAGGUGAUAGGGAAGGAGAAGAGACAGGUUCUAGUGUCAAUGCUAGAUCUGGAGAAAGCGUAUGAUCGGGUGAAUUGGUCCUUUGUGCUGACGACACUCGAACACAUGAGCUUUGGUGUAUGUUCCCGGAGAUGGGUGGCAGGUAUGUACAAGCGCUCGACAGCAACAGUGCUGGUCAACGGCAAGAAGUCACAAGAAUUCGCCCUCACUAGAUCAUUAAGGCAAGGGUGCCCGCUGGCCCCUCUCCUUUUCGUGUUACAGAUAGAAGUGGUCCUCAAUGCAACAAGGUCAAACAGACUGGUGAAAGGCUUGGAGUUGAGGGAGGAGGUGAAGACCGGUGCGAUCGCUAACGACCUGCUCCUCAUCACAGAGGCCACCAGCGAGUCCAUGGGAGCAGCGAAAGGGGUCUUGGACAUGUACGCAGACCUGUCAGAGGCCAAGGUCAACUGAGACAAGUCUGUAUACUUCCUCCCGGAAGAAUACGACGUUAUAGAGGAUUGGACCAUGAAGGGCAUAGGGCUUAAUGAGUCGG
Molecule: messenger RNA, 2531 nt
Organism: Chara braunii
Lineage: Eukaryota; Viridiplantae; Streptophyta; Charophyceae; Charales; Characeae
Source: the annotation of a GenBank genome assembly